This is a messenger RNA of Lasiosphaeria miniovina, 1149 nucleotides long. RefSeq lists its product as uncharacterized. The coding region runs from base 1 to 1149 and encodes 382 amino acids. The record is from RefSeq and is a predicted model, not a curated record. NCBI's taxonomy places the organism in Eukaryota, Fungi, Ascomycota, Sordariomycetes, Sordariales, Lasiosphaeriaceae. The transcript is spliced from 2 exons.
AUGGAGUCCGGAAACGAGAAAGCCGCGGGCGAGGGCGUCCAUGCCCCGCAUGCUGCCCGCAAGGGCAAGUCGGCGAACGGCAAGAUGCCCGUCCUCGGUGGUGUUUUCAUCGUCGUCAACGCCCUUAUGAUGAUCCUGGCCUUUGUGACCGUCGGCUCCGUCGCCAUUGACGCUGUUCAGAUUUACAACAGAUUCGGAGUCCUGGCCCAACAGGUAGUCCCGAAAAACAACCACGUCUACGGCUACGGUGCUCGCGACUACGGAGUCGAGGCCAUCGGCGGCGCUCCAGCCAUGAUGAACGUUCGCGAUGUCAACGAUGCCACCACUACCGACUGCUCCACCGGAACCGAGACCACCAUGCCUCCUCCCCCGUCCUCGCCCGCCAGCGACAUCUCCAGCGUCACCACCACGUCGACGGCAACCUCUACCGAGACCCGCACGACGUCUGUCUACAGCACCAGCGCCAACAAUGCCACUAGCGGCAGCGCGCCCACCUCCACGCCGCCGCCCGCUCCCCAGGCGGCCAGCAGCGGCGGCACCUGCGCGGCGGCCAGUACCGUCACCGUGGUCUUGACGGUUAGCUCCGGCUCGACGACGACGCCUACUAGGGCGGCGGACUCGACAGUCUCGUCUUCGAUUCCCGACCCCGCCACCACAACCACCGCUACCGGCCCCGCGGUCGUCUCCCCGUCGUCGUUCUCGACGGUGCUGACGACCACGACGAUCAGCGACGCGACCAGCACGCGCACGCAGUUCGCCGCCCCGACCUCGACCGCCGCGACUACUGCCGUCGAGGGAAGCAUUGGCGGCAACUACACCACUACCACCACCAACGACUCGGGAGUAGUAGUCCCCACGCCGCUGAGCAUCACGCCGCUGGGCAGCAUCACCAGCAGCACCACCAGCAGCAGCUCGCCCUCGGGCGGCACAGGUGGCGUCGUGCUGCCUCCCCCGUCGAGCAACGGCACGUACACGGCGCCUGCGCCGGCGCCGCUGACGAGCAUCGCGACGGCGGGCGCGGGCGCCAACGCGGCCGUGCCGGCGGCCAUCAUCAAGACCACCAAGGGCGGCACCAAGACGUCGGCGCGCGGUACGUCGGCGUGGUACUGCGUCGUCAUGCUGUGUGCGGUCGCUGCGGUCGCGCUCUGA